This is a messenger RNA of Oryzias melastigma (Indian medaka), 554 nucleotides long. RefSeq names its product melanocyte protein PMEL-like. Gene Ontology annotation, cellular component: melanosome. The transcript has 5 exons. The record is from RefSeq and is a predicted model, not a curated record. Gene Ontology annotation, biological process: melanosome organization. Bases 102 to 554 code for a protein of 150 amino acids. NCBI's taxonomy places the organism in Eukaryota, Metazoa, Chordata, Actinopteri, Beloniformes, Adrianichthyidae.
AGGGGAGUUGCCAUUUAACAGAUUGCCAAUGAUGUCAGAGGUGAGAGGAAAUUUUAUGGUAAUUCAGGUCCAGGGCUGUCUUAAAGGGAGCCAGGAGGUCCAUGGGAAGUCUCUCUGGGUUCUGUGGAGGAACUGAAAACAGGACGAGGAUCGGGCCCAGACUGGACUCUCUCAGAAUGAGGACUGUGGUGCUGCUCAUCUUUGCUUUUAGCUCAGCCUUGGCAAUAAGACAAAGAAGUGGAUUCACGCGUUAUCGGUCAUGGAACUCCCGCAUGUAUCCCGUGUGGCAGGACGGAGACCCCAGAUUCAGGAACUGCUGGUUUGGUGGGGAAGUGAGCUUUGAUUUGAAAAAUGAUGCCCCCACCCUGACAGGAGCAAAGGCGACCUUCACAAUCAACCUCAAUUUUCCACCAAACCAAACCACUCUGCCUGACGGACAGGUGGUGUGGGCGCGGAACUGCACCGUCGAAGGACGUGAGUAUCAGGAGGGCCAGGCUGUUUAUCCAGAGCAAGACCCUGCGUGGACCGGAGCGUUCCCCGACGGUUCACUCUAG